UAUCCAUGCAUAAUGCACAACGGUGCGCGUAGCAAACAAUACAGAGGUAGAACAUAGAAAUAGAGCAAUAAUUGCACCUUAAAAUCAGUAAAUUUGAACUUCGGAAAUAUCCUGGUUUUUUAUCAAAAGGAAUCGAUAUACCAAGAUGGCGGGAUGCCGAAAAUGUUCGUGCUCAGUCUCAGUCUCCGACUUCGGUCUUUCAACGACCUCGUACGAUGUUUUCACGACAACUCAGUGCGCCCUCCCUAGGGUGAUGCUCUUGAUAUACCGGUUACUGAUGACCGGAUACUUCCUAGCUUACCAACUCUACCUGUGGAUUGAUGUCAUUAGCAUCCAGGAUUACAUCUACAUGACAACAUUGUCCUACACCGUCUUCACUCUAUAUACCCUGAUUGCUCUGGUGAACCUUGUGGUUGAUAUGUGUCUCCAGAGGCAGUCCAGUUCGUCUCCUGCUUCUAACGUGCUUAAAGGACGUUACAUGAUUCAAUGGCUAUUUUACAACGUAACCGUCACAUGGACCUGUCUUGUCCUUGUUGUCUUCUGGGGAGCCCUCUACGACCCUGCCUAUCCAGACUGGUUAUUUGACAUCACAUGCCACGCCCUACCAGGGGUCUUCGGUGUCCUCGAGCUCACUUUCACAGCGACACCAUGCCGACUCGUCCACGUCAUAUACCCCGUCAUCCUCGGGAUCAGCUAUCUGACAUUCACCCUGAUCUACUGGGCGACUGGACAUCCCCCGAUAUACCCGAUCCUGGACUACAGUGGCAGCCCGAAAUUGUCGGCCGGAUCGGUCGUCAUUAUGGCCGUGUUCAUUUUCGUGUUUCAUCCAGUGGUGUGGGGGCUCACCAAGCUUAGAAAACGCGUGGCGAAAAGGCUCAACUGUUCUCAAGGUCUACAAGGCGAUCAACAUGAACUCAUGGAUAGAUCGAGCAAUGCACCUAGCUCCCUCAUCUUUUGACGAAUCGGGCUGAUACCAAUGCAUAAUAAUGGGCCCCAACCGAUUAGCACUACGCUUGUUUUUAGCGCACUCCCACUUCUACAAUUCUGCUAUAAAACCUUUGUGACUCUCCAUUUUUUCUACUCAACCCAAGGCAGCACUCCCAGAGGGGGGGGGGGGGGCAUAGUUCCCCUAAAUGUUCAAGUAUCUCAAAAGUGCCCCUUUCUAUAUUAGGAAAAGUAACCCUGUUUACUUUAGAAAAGUGCCCCUUUUUAUUUCUAAUAGGUGCCAGUUUCACCUUUUUUUUUUUUUUUAAUAAGUGCUCUUUACAGCCUCUGCCAAGUAUACCUUUUCCUAAAGUUUCUCUUUUUAUUUCUGAUGAGUGCCCCUUUUCACCUCUGAUAAGUGCCCCUCCCUUUUUUACAAGUGCCCUUUUUCCUUUCUAAUAAGUGCCCCUUUCCCUCUUUUAAAUGCCCCUUUUCCUUUAUGACAAGAACUCAUUCCCCUUAUCAUUAAUAAUGCACAUGAUCACACCUCCGAUAAUUAUUGUCCCAGGUAACAGGUGCCCCUUUUUCUUCGACAAGUGCCCAUUGUCCUUCGUAAUACGUGCCCCUCUUC
This is a messenger RNA of Strongylocentrotus purpuratus (purple sea urchin), 1555 nucleotides long. Its product is annotated as protein rolling stone. The transcript is spliced from 3 exons. Gene Ontology annotation, cellular component: membrane. NCBI's taxonomy places the organism in Eukaryota, Metazoa, Echinodermata, Echinoidea, Camarodonta, Strongylocentrotidae. The record is from RefSeq and is a predicted model, not a curated record. Bases 146 to 958 code for a protein of 270 amino acids.